Cutaneotrichosporon oleaginosum is the source of this 997-nucleotide messenger RNA. RefSeq lists its product as uncharacterized. NCBI's taxonomy places the organism in Eukaryota, Fungi, Basidiomycota, Tremellomycetes, Trichosporonales, Trichosporonaceae. The record is from RefSeq and is a predicted model, not a curated record.
AUGACUUUUCGAUCAAGAUAAAGCCAGCCGACGUUGAUCUUUGAGCAGACCCCAUCGCGACUGUCUUUCAUCUCAUCUCAUCACAUCACAUCGCAUCAGCACCCCAUCACUCUAAAACAACCACCACAACCACCUUGAACACUCUCUCACUAUGGCUUCCUACCUCAUGACGCCCCCCACCGUUCCCCGCAAGCGUUCCCGCCAGAGUGCCAACGCCUCCUUCGAGCCCCUCCUCGCCACUCCCGAGCUCGUCAAGUCGCCAUCCAACGCCUCGUUCGAGUCGGCCGAGCCGUGCACGCCGAGAAGCCAGCGCUUCACCCCGCUCCCUCCCCCCACCCCGCGCUUCACUCGCACCCAGACCCCGCAGACUAAGGCCGUCGUGCCCCCAUCCCCCAGCCCCGCCGCCCGCUUCCGCAAGGCCUACCUCGACUCGGCCUCGGCCUCGGACCCCAUCACCCCACCAAAGAUGCACAUUCUCGCCGUAGCUCCCCCAGCAACACCACUACACCAGCAGCGCCGCGCCCUCACCCCGCACUCCCCGAGCCCCGUGACGGCCGCGCCCUCCGCACUUGCGUCCGCCCCGUCCUCGGACGACCUCCCAUUCCGUGUGCGCCCAUUCGCCCGUGCCUCAGUGCAGCGUGCCUCGGCCGCUCUGCAGGACCUCAUGUUCGACGCGGACCCGUUCCUUGACAUGGACAUGGACGUCGACGAGGCCUUCGGCCCUGUCUUCACCACGCCCAAGAAGGCCGCACACACCCCCGAGCCCGAACUGCCUUGCACCCCGCCCCGGCAGGUUCGCCGCGGUCUCCCUCGCUCCCCACGCCACUGGAACCUCGCCUCGGCCGUCCGCGCCUAAACACCUUUUCUCUCAUCAUGGUUGUAUGUGCAUAGCGUCCGCGGGCGGAGCUGUCUUUUGUUUGGGAAUUUUGGGCUUUUUGGGCAUUGUAGUGGCAUCAUUACCAUCUAUCUAUCAUCACGAAUAAUGCAUGUUGUGGAC